This is a messenger RNA of Daktulosphaira vitifoliae (grape phylloxera), 6585 nucleotides long. Its product is annotated as neuroblast differentiation-associated protein AHNAK-like. The coding region runs from base 1 to 6585 and encodes 2194 amino acids. NCBI's taxonomy places the organism in Eukaryota, Metazoa, Arthropoda, Insecta, Hemiptera, Phylloxeridae. The record is from RefSeq and is a predicted model, not a curated record. Gene Ontology annotation, cellular component: cytoplasm; nucleus. The transcript has 13 exons. Gene Ontology annotation, biological process: regulation of RNA splicing.
AUGGCAUCCACGUCGUGUACAGAUCCGAUUAAUAAUCUUAAAACUCCACCUAUAAAAUUUAAAACUCCCUGUAUUGUGAUACAUUCAACUACUAUCAGUGAUCAAACAGAACGUAGUUCCCAAUCUUCGUCUUCAUGUUGGUCGAAAGGAGAAAAUUCAUCAACUUAUUCAGAAGUUGUUAAAAAUGGUGUGGUAUCAAAUAAUAAAAGUAUGAAUGAAUGGUUGGAAAAAGAAAUACAAGAUAAACUUGAACAAUCAAACGGCAACAUAAUAAGACAAUUAAGACGUAACAUAAUUAAAGAAUCGAAUACUGACACCGAUAUUGAAAAAAGUAAGGAUACGAUUAUUUCAGAUUAUCCUAAUUAUGAAAAAUUACAGUUAAUGCCAGAAAACGAAUCGAAGAAUGAAUCAGACUGUGUAAUAUAUGACGAAAAAAAAGUAAGACUUUCUCGAUCUAGAAGAAAACAGGAAGUUGAUAGUAAUGAUUCUAAAAAAAUUGUCAUUGAAUCAAACGAUUCAAUUAAAAAUAACGACACAUACCCAGAAAUAAUAUCUAUGCCAUUUAACAUGUCAAAUCCCCAAAAAUUUAACUUUUCCAAUCAUUCAAAAAAAGUACAUUCAAAUAGUUGUGUUGAACUUGAUGAACAACUCAAAGGUAUUUUUUGGUCAGCUGAUCAUUUGUGCUCUCGUGGCCGUUUAUUUACAGAUCGUCCGCGUUCUAAAUCGGAUACUCGUGAUCUUAAUAAACUCAAACAAAAUUUGGAAUCUAAACUGCAAGUAUUGUUCAAUGAGAGUAUUGCACCAAUCGAAUUAUCACUUAAGUCAUAUGAAACUUUCGAAGAGGGCAGAAUUGCUUUAGAAGAAUUAAAGUCUACCAAAAAUGUAAUUACAGACUUGAUUGAUAAAAGUAAUUCACCUGAUCAAGUUCCGAUUCAACUUUUACAUGAAAAACAAAGCAAGCAAAUUGACGAAAAAAUUAUUUCUAGUGACGUUGAUAACCUUCUGAGUGAUUACGGAAAUGUGCUUUUAACUUUAACAAAUAAUUAUGGAUUGUCUGAAAAGAAUUCAAAUAUCAAAGUUGAUAGCACGAUUCUUCNUUCAAAUAUCAAAGUUGAUAGCACGAUUCUUCCCACUGAUAUAAGUAGCUUGAAUGCACCUAGUGUAUUUGUACCUAUUAGAAAGUAUGUAGAAUCAAACAAAGGUAUUAAUAUCGAAAAUGACGAUAAUAAGGUUCAAUUGGUUAACUUCAGAAGAUUAGAUAGUCAAAGUUCAUAUCUAUGUGGUUCUAAAGAGCUAGCUCUUAAUGAAAAUAAUAAUCAUGGUGAAAGCUCGCUAUUGAACAAUGUCAAUUUACGAGUUGCAAAUAUCCUUCAAACAAAUGAAAUGGGUGAACCUAUGAAAGAAACAUCACAAAAUUUAAUUAAAAAAAAUGUUCAUAAUAAUAAACAGCAAAUUGAAGAAAAAGAUGACCUAUUAUAUACGCGUAGAAAGAUUUAUAACAGAGAUUUUGAAAUAAAUAAGUUUAAAGUAAGCAGGACAAGAAAAAUAAUACGAAAAAUAUAUAUAGAAGAUGGAAAAGAAACAAUAGUUGAAGAAGUCGUAGAUGAUGAUCCAUAUAAUGAAAAUUCAGAACAAAUAGAAAGAAAAAUUGACAAUCAAUCAUAUAAAAAAUCAUUUGAUGUUAUAGACAGUCCAAGUAUAGUGAAUAAAUCCACAGAAACAAUAAAAAAUAAUUCACAAUCAACCAUUGUUAGUAAAACUCGAACUGUGAAAAAAAUCAUUAUUAACGGAAAAGAACAUAUUAUUGAAAAUGAAAUGACAGAUUUUGAAUCUGGUGGCCAAAAUGAAAGUAUAGAAUAUAAUNAUAGUGACAUAAAAUCAUUACAAAAAAUAAAAACUAAAAGUAAAUUCAAUGAAAAUGAAAUUAAUACUUAUAAUAAACUCGUAUCUGGAAGUGAAAAAGGGAUGAGCAUACUAGGUAGAGAAAUUAAACGUGACACUACAAUUCAAUUACCACUUAUCAUUCCAAGAAAGUUCAAAGAGAAAAGUCAAGUAAAAAGUGACUUGCCAUUUGUAAAGAGUGAAACAAAUUAUGAAAAACACUCUAUGCCACAUAAUAACAUAGAUAUCACUAAUAUAAAUGAAAAAUCAAUGGAAAAAAAAUAUUCUGAAUCUUAUUUAAAAAAAGAGCAGAAAAUAAACAAUAAUUUUGAAUCAACAAGUUUUAAUACGCAAAAAAUAAUACCAUCCGGAAGAAAUGAAUCAUUUAGAAACGAAUUUAUUGUAAAAGGAUUAUUAAAUUUAAAUAACCAAGGUGGUAUUGCACAAACUGAAAAUAGUUACAUUGAAUAUACUGAACAAAAAAAUGCACCACAUAUAAAAAAACCAACUUUACAAAUUAAUAAUAAAAAAAUAAAAGAAAAACCACAAAACUUAGAAAUAGAUGACACCAGAAAACCUAUACCAAAAGUUAGAAAGUCCAAGGAAACAGACGAAAAUAUUAUUAAAAGUAUAUCAGAUUGUGAAAUGAAAGAAAAAACUAAAGAAGGCAAAAACUUCUCUGACGAAAUUACAUAUCAAAAAAAAAUAAAACGAAACAUACAAUUAAAGAAAGAAAAACCACAAUCAUUGUUAACAAAACUAAUGGGAAAAAGCAAAAACCUUAAUAAACAUGAAUUCAAAACAACAAAACAGGAAUUCUUCAAAACAGAUAAAGACAAGCAAGAUAUAGCUCAAAAAAUAGAAUUAGGAUCGCCACCAACACCCAAACCAAGAAAAAUAAAAGAUAUUCAAAUUACAAACAAUAGAAACAAACAUAAAAACCCUAAAGCCAUUGAUGUAACGAAAAUAACUAACGUACAAUUACCCAAUAUAGAACAUAUGGAGAUAUAUAAUAGUAGUUACAGAGAGUAUGGAAAACCAGAUAUACCGAAUAACUCUCUUCCAAAAAUCACCCAAAAUGAUCCGAAACUAAUAAAUAAAAUGUAUGUAAAAACAAUAAAUGCCGUUGUUGAAAUACCGGGCUCCGAUAUAAAAAAGACUGAAAAUCCCAGUCAAUUUGACGUUAUAUUACCAGAAGUUAAACAAACGUCGGACAAUAAAACAGCGCUUAUCAGAAGAGACAAUGUACACAGAAAAUUGCAAGGUGUUGAAUUGCCAUAUGUAGACGUAAAAAUAUUAGACGAACAAAAACCAAUAAUUUAUAUGGACAAAUCUAAAUCGAAAACAUUCAUAAGUAGAUUCAUAGGGCAAACUAAAAAAAGCAGUGAAGAAAAAUUUCCAGAAAAUGAUAUAGUACCUGAAGUUGAUAUAAAAGCAGAAAUAUCACAAUUUUUGGAAAAGGAAAGAAAUAUCUAUGAAGACUCAAAAACAAUAGAUGAAAAACACGCAAAAGACAUCCUAGAUGAGGAUAUAAUAAAAGCCAGACUGAUCGACGAAACAUUACCCGAGGUUGAACAACAAUCACUCAAUAUAAAAUCUCCCAUAGGAGAAGGCAAAUUAACUGCGAAAUUGCCAGAUGUUGAAUUGCAAUCAGUAAACGUCAAAUUAUAUGAUGUUGAACUACCAUCACUAAAUGUAAAAUCUCCCAAAGGAGAAAGCAAAUUAACUGCGAAAUUGCCAGAGGUUCCAUUGCCAUCAGUAGACGUCAAAUUACCUGACAUUGAACAACUAUCACUAAAUGUAAAAUCUCCUAAUGUAGAAGGCAAAGUAGACAUUGCCAUACCUGAGGUUGAUUUGCCAACCGUGAAUGUAAAACCUCCUAAAAGAAAAAGCAAACAAGCUGACAAAAGCCAAAAGGAUGGAUUUAUUUCUGUAGACUUGGAAACAAAAGAAGUGCAAACGUCGAAUGUGGAUAUUGGCACAAAGAAAUCGACGUCAUUUAUCGGAAAAUUAAUAGGUAAAACAAAAAAAGGUGUAGUAGGUAAAUUUCCGGAAAAUGACUUAGUGUCCAAGCCAGAAUUAUCUAUAUUUAUUGAAAAGGAGAAAGAGUCCUUCGAAGGCCUAAAGGCACAAGAUGUACAAAUUCCGAAUGUAGAAUUACCUGAAUUGGACAUUAAAAUGACCCGUAAGGACAUAAGUUUAUCAGACGUUGAAAUGCAAUCAAUAGACGUUAAAUUGCCGAACGUUGAAGUUGCAUCGCUAAAUGUAAAAUCUCCUAAAGUAAACGACAAAGUAAACAUAACGAUACCGGAUGUUGAACUACCAUCACUAAAUGUAAAAUCUCCCAAAAAGGAAGUCAAAUUAACUGCGAAAUUGCCAGAGGUUACAUUGCCAUCAGUUGACGUCAUACUACCUGACGUUGAACUACCAUCACUAAAUGUAAAAUCUCCUAAAGUAGACGGCAAAUUAACUGCGAAAUUGUCAGAUGUUGAAUUGCAAUCAGUAGACGUCAAAUUACCUGACGUUGAACUACCUUCACUAAAUGUAACAUCUCCUAAAAUAGACGGCAAAGUAGACAUUACGAUAUCGGAUAUUAAACUACCAUCACUUAAUGUAAAAUCUCCCAAAGGAGAAGGCAAAUUAACUGCGAAAUUGCCAGAGGUUACAUUGCCAUCAGUAGAAGUCAAACUACCUGACGUUGAAAUACCAUCUCUAAAUGUAAAAUCUCCUAAAGUAGACUGCAAAGUAGACAUUACGAUACCGGAUGUUGAACUACCAUCACUAAAUGUAAAAUCUCCCAAAAAAGAAGGCAAAUUAACUGCGAAAUUGCCAGAGGUUACAUUGCCAUCAGUAGACGUCAAACUACCUGACGUUGAACUACCAUCACUAAAUGUAAAAUCUCCUAAAGUAGACUGCAAAGUAGACAUUACGAUACCGGAUGUUGAACUACCAUCACUAAAUGUAAAAUCUCCUAAAGUAGACGGCAAAGUAGACAUUACGAUACCGGAUGUUGAACUACCAUCACUAAAUGUAAAAUCUCCCAAAAGAGAAGGCAAAUUAACUGCGAAAUUGCCAGAUGUUGAAUUGCAAUCAGUAGACGUCAAACUACCUGAUGUUGAACUACCAUCACUAAAUGUAAAAUCUCCUAAAGUAGACGGCAAAGUAGACAUUACGAUACCGGAUGUUGAACUACCAUCACUAAAUGUAAAAUCUCCUAAAGUAGACGGCAAAGUAGACAUUACGAUACCGGAUGUUGAACUACCAUCACUAAAUGUAAAAUCUCCCAAAAGAGAAGGCAAAUUAACUGCGAAAUUGCCAGAGGUUACAUUGCCAUCAGUAGACGUCAAACUACCUGACGUUGAACUACCAUCACUAAAUUUAAAAUCUCCCAAAGGAGAAAGCAAAUUAACUGCGAAAAUGCCAGAGGUUACAUUGCCAUCAGUUGACGUCAAAUUACCUGACGUUGAACUACCAUCACUAAAUGUAAAAUCUCCUAAAGUAGACGGCAAAUUAACUGCGAAAUUGCCUGAUGUUGAAUUGCAAUCAGUAGACGUCAAACUACCUGACGUUGAACUACCAUCAUUAAAUGUAAAAUCUCCUAAAUCUGAUGGCAUAGUCGAUAUUACGAUAUCGGAGGUCGAAUUACCAACAGUGAGCGUAAAAAUUCGUAAAGGACAAGGCAAGCUAACUGCAAAAUUGCCAUCAAAAGACGUCAAAUUACCAAAUGUUGAACUACCAUCACUAAAUGUAAAAUCUCCCAAAGGAGAAGGCAAGUCAUUUAUUGGAAAACUUAUAGGUAAAUCAAAAAAAGGUGUAGUAGGUAAAUUUCCGGAAAAAGACUUAGUGUCCAAGACAGAAUUAUCAAUAUUUUUGGAAAAUGAGAGAGAAUCAUUCGAAGGCCUUAAGGCACAAGAUGUACAAAUUCCGAAUAUAGAAUUACCUGAAUUGGACAUUAUAAUUACCCGUAAAGACAUAAGUUUACCAGAUGUUGAAUUGCAAUCAGUAGACGUCAAAUUACCGGACGUUGAACUACCAUCACUAAAUGUAAAAUCUCCUAAAGUAGACGGCAAAGUAGACAUUACGAUACCGGAUGUUGAACUACCAUCACUAAAUGUAAAAUAUCCCAAAAGAGAAGGCAAAUUAACUGCGAAAUUGCCAGAUGUUACAUUGCCAUCAGUAGACGUCAAACUACCUGACGUUGAACUACCAUCACUAAAUGUAAAAUCUCCCAAAGGAAAAGGCAAAUUAACUGCCAAAGUGCCAGAGGUUACAUUGCCAUCAAUAGACGUCAAACUACCUGACGUUGAACUACCAUCACUAAAUUUAAAAUCUCCUAAAGGAUUAGGCAAAUUAACUGCGAAAAUGCCAGAGGUUACAUUGCCAUCAGUAGAAGUCAAACUACCUGACGUUGAACUACCAUCACUAAAUUUAAAAUCUCCCAAAGGAGAAGGCAAAUUAACUGCGAAAAUGCCAGAGGUUACAUUGCCAUCAGUAGACGUCAAAUUACCUGACGUUGAACUACCAUCACUAAAUUUAAAAUCUCCCAAAGGAGAAGGCAAAUUAACUGCCAAAGUGCCAGAAGUUACAUUGCCAUCAGUAGACGUCAAACUACCUGACGUUGAACUACCAUCACUAAAUUUAAAAUCUCCCAAAGGAGAAGUUUUAGAUGAGAGAGGUGCACAACGUAAAAAAAUUUUUAACUGA